Molecule: messenger RNA, 249 nt
Organism: Parnassius mnemosyne (clouded apollo)
Lineage: Eukaryota; Metazoa; Arthropoda; Insecta; Lepidoptera; Papilionidae
Source: the annotation of a GenBank genome assembly
AUGAAACCAAAAACUAGGACAAAGAGCUCUGGCAAAAGAAAGAAAGAAAUAUGUCGACGUAAGGCGUACAAUUCAGAAAACUUAGACAAGGCCUUGCAAGCCGUGAAAGAAGGAAUGAGCAAAAAAUUGGCAGCAAAGACUUAUCAAGUACCGCGGGCUACUUUGCAUUAUAGAAACCCUGAACAUCAGUCACGUCCAGGCUCUCCCACUAUUUUAUCGGAAAAGGAAGAAAAAGACCUAGAAGAUUGA